CGAAAAGCAACUCACACAACCCCAAUCAAAGACCAUCAAUAAGGAAACUCCCUAAAAAUCUUCCAAAGUGAUGAACUUUGAUUGAAGAAAAGGAGAUCCACAACCAAAGUUCACCUCACCAAAUAAAAAACAUCUUCCCCCCAACCUACAUUCCUUCUCAUUAAUCCUAAGAAAAUGCAAGUACAAACUCCUCAAACCAAUUCAAGUUUGGUAUUUCCUUCGCCCAUUAGAAAACCAUUUCCAAUACCCCCAUUACAUUCAUUCCAAGGCAAAGAAGAUACCAAACUUCCUCAUCUCCAAACCUCACUUAGAACCUCUUCAAACAUAAAACAACCAACCAAAGGGAAUCCCUAAUGUCUUCUCCUCCUCCCCCUCCUCCUCCAUCUCCCUCAUGCCAAGACCAAAUCCACGGCGGAGAGACCGCCCCAACCCGCUCAUAUGGCUGGUCGCCAUCAUCUGCGCCGUGCUCGCCGUCCUCGUCAUCAUCGCCGGAAUCAUCAUCUUCUCAAUCUACAUGAUCUACCAACCCAAAAUUCCUUACAUUCAUAUCACAUAUGCUCAUUUAAACAAGCUCAAUUACGAUCAAACGGGCUCGCUCGAGGUCGAGAUGGCCAUCACCAUCGCAGCAGAGAACCACAACGCCAAAGCUGAUGCAGUCUUCUCCGCCGCCGGAUUUAUCCUGAGGUUCCAUGACAUAGAGGUAGCACAGCUUCGAGCCGACGCGUUCGAUGUAGCAAAAAACAGUUCUUUGCCUCUGAAUUAUGUUGUUCAGUCCUCGGUGAUUCCACUUGAUGAGGGAGCCAUGGAUGAGAUGGACAUAGCUCUGAAGCAGGAGAAGAUUAGUUUCACUCUCAAUGGGCAAACGAGGACCAGAUGGAGGGUGGGCAUAUUUCUAUCUGUUAAGUUUUUGUUGCAUAUGCCUUGUCAGCUUCAGUUUGCUCCGUUUAAUGGGAGUAGUGUUGGAGGAGUUGGGUGCAGCUCUAAAUCACAUUGAAGGAAAUUUCAGUUCAUGUUGAAGAAAUUAUGUGGCCGCAGUGUUCGAUCUGGAUGGAUCGUCGUGAGAUUCAUAGCGGUAU
This is a messenger RNA of Phalaenopsis equestris, 1076 nucleotides long. RefSeq names its product NDR1/HIN1-like protein 12. The record is from RefSeq and is a predicted model, not a curated record. The coding region runs from base 392 to 994 and encodes 200 amino acids. Lineage: Eukaryota; Viridiplantae; Streptophyta; Magnoliopsida; Asparagales; Orchidaceae. The transcript has a single exon. Gene Ontology annotation, cellular component: plasma membrane.